Thlaspi arvense is the source of this 3021-nucleotide messenger RNA. The record is from the annotation of a GenBank genome assembly. NCBI's taxonomy places the organism in Eukaryota, Viridiplantae, Streptophyta, Magnoliopsida, Brassicales, Brassicaceae.
GUGAAUUUUUCUUACCGAAUUUAUUUAAUUAUUUAAAAAUUCUCUGUUAAUGUUUUUUUUUUCUUUUGGAGUUUCCACAUUGUGCAAACUUUUAAUUCACCUUCUGCAUCAACACACAUGCGUCUCUCAAAAUCUCUCCGCCCUAGAUCCAUUUUUUCUCUCAAGCAGGCACUGUUAAACCCUUCGAUUUCUCCUCGUUUCUCCUUUGUUUUUUUCUUUUCCACGGAAGCUCCAUUUUCCUCUACCUUGUUUAUAAAUUUUCCUGCAAAUUUCUCAAUUUUACAUUUGCUUCUGGUAUUUUACUACUCUCUCUCUCUCUCUCUCUCCACAAUCUCUUGAAAAGGUACUUGCUUUAUGCAGAUAAGUUCUUGGUUCUUGAGAAAUCCUGGGUUUUUUUGUUGUUGUCCACUUGAAUUAUUAAUGCCUGAAACCUUCUUCUUGAUCUGGGCGCAUUUUGCAAAUUGAGGGGAAAAAAAAAAUCAUUUCUCGUUCUGGGUUACAGUGUUCUAGGGUUCAUUAAUUUCGUUUACCCCUUUUUGUCUGGUUUCUGAAAGUCUCGGACUUUUCUUGUUAAUAGUGUAGUUCUGCUCUUUAUAUGGUCCACUUGAUAAGCUGCGAGUAGUGGAAACAAGAUGGGUGGAUUUUAAAGGAGAUUUUUUUUUGUUUCUAUUUUGGGUGAAAUUAAGCGAUGGGUUGUGUUUGGUGUAAGCCUUCUGCUAUCGAAGAUAGCAAAGAUAGUCCAAGAGAGCGUUUCUCAAACAAAUCCUCCUCUGAGUUUAGAGUUUCAAGACCUGUUUCUUCUUCAAGAAGAGAAGAGUCUCUUAGGGCAAAGGAACGGCCUGAUGUUGUUAGUGUAAGACCAGCGUUGAGUAGUCACAAGCAAGCUAAUGUCUCAAUGCAUCUGCGUGGGGAGAAUUUGAGCAGUAGAAGAGAGAAGAAGAUAGAGAAUGUUGCAACCCCACACCUUACGAUGGGUAUUACCAUAACAAAAGCAGCAGAAGGAGAGUAUGUAGCAGCAGGUUGGCCUCCAUGGCUGGCUUCUGUAGCUGGAGAAGCUAUCAAAGGAUGGAUUCCACGGCGUGCGGAUUCUUUCGAGAAGUUGGACAAAAUUGGUCAGGGUACUUAUAGUAAUGUAUAUAGAGCUCGGGACCUGGAUCAGAAGAAGAUUGUGGCUUUGAAGAAGGUUAGGUUUGAUAAUUUGGAGCCGGAAAGCGUGCGGUUUAUGGCGAGAGAAAUCCAGAUAUUACGCAGGCUUGAUCAUCCUAAUAUCAUUAAGCUCGAAGGCUUAGUUACUUCAAGAAUGUCUUGCAGCUUAUAUCUUGUUUUCGAGUACAUGGAACAUGAUCUAGCUGGACUAGCCUCGCAUCCUGCAAUCAAGUUCUCUGAAUCACAGGUAAAAUGUUACCUGCAGCAGCUAUUACAAGGACUAGACCAUUGUCACAGUCGUGGUGUACUUCAUCGGGACAUAAAAGGCUCAAACCUUCUGAUCGACAAUAGCGGAGUUCUAAAGAUUGCUGACUUUGGCUUAGCGAGUUUCUUUGAUCCUAACCAAACUCAGCCUUUGACCAGCCGCGUGGUUACUCUUUGGUACCGUCCACCCGAGCUUUUGCUCGGAGCAACUCGCUAUGGAGCUGCAGUUGAUUUGUGGAGCACAGGUUGCAUUCUUGCUGAACUAUAUGCAGGCAAGCCUAUUAUGCCUGGUAGAACCGAGGUGGAACAGCUGCACAAGAUCUUCAAGCUAUGUGGCUCGCCUUCCGAGGACUAUUGGGUCAAAUCCAGGUUGCCGCAUGCAACAAUUUUCAAGCCUACACAACCUUAUAAACGCAUAGUGGACGAAACAUUCAAGGAGUUUCCUCAUGCAGCUUUAGCUCUUCUUGAGACUCUGCUUUCAGUCAAUCCGGACGAUCGUGGAACCGCCUCCUCUGCUCUCCAGAGUGAGUUCUUUUCCACUAGACCUCUUCCAUGUGAUCCUUCAAGCUUGCCUAAAUAUCCUCCAAGCAAAGAGCUCGAUGCGAGGAUGCGAGAUGAAGAAAGUAGAAGACAAGGUGGAGGAAACAGGGACCAAAGACACCAAGAAAGGAGAGGAACUAAGGAAUCUCGAGCCAUCCCAGCCCCUGAUGCAAAUGCAGAGCUGGUUACAUCAAUGCAGAAACGGCAGAGCCAGUCUACUAAUAGAAGCCGAAGCGAGAAGUUUAAUCCACAUCCUGAAGAAGUUGCAUCCGGUUUCCCAAUCGAUCCACCAAGGCCAUCAUCGCAAGCGUUUGAGCCAAACAGAGAAUCUCAGGGCAACAUUAUCAUUCCUCACAAGAGAGCUUCACAUUCGGGUCCUCUGUCACGUAGAUCUGCUUCCGCAAAGGGUAGAAGAAACUACCAAGAUCCUCAGAAAGUUUCAUCCAUAGCUGCUGAUUACUCGGCAAUGCCCGGUUUCGCUGCGACAAGAACAGGCGCGUCGCAGCAAGAGACUUGCAGAGGGAUGACUCGGCUUCCAGGUUCCUUCAAGGAAACCUCUGAUGAAACAAACCAAGAAGAGAAUGGUAGAAGCAACAAGAAAGACCCAAUUCUUUUGGGUUAUGGAUCAAAAGGGCACAAGAUUCAUUAUUCAGGACCGUUGGUGGUUCCAUCAGGAAACAUGGAUCAGGUGUUAAAAGACCAUGACCGCCAUAUCCAAGAAGCUGUGAGAAGAGCAAGAAUCGAUAAGGCUCGAGUUAGGAAAUUUCAAGCUGAAGAAGCAUCGAGCAAACAAGUACCAACCAAUCAUCCCUCGUCUGUUUCUAGCCGUUGAUCCAUCAAAGAGGCAAACGUAUAUGAUCAAACCAAAAACCUUAUUUGCUUGAAACUUUUUCACACGGCGUGUUUUGAAUGAAAAAUAAUGUAUUUUAUUGAUUCAAGAUUAUUUAUAUCAUAGAAUCAAAAUCUUGUCACGUUUUGGUUCCCUGUAAUAUCAUAAUUACUUUAUUAUAAGAGGUGUAGAAAAAUAUGAUCAAAAUUAAUUGGAUGAAUGGAGAAAAUUAAAUACUUUCC